GAAGUGCCGAAACCGUUAUUUGCGUUCCUUCUGGGCGCCCGGGGAGCAUGCGCAGUGAUUCAACAUCACGCAGUGGUGAAAUCGUACCAGACCGUUAAAACAUCGUAACACAAGGCAUGGCUGAACAAAGAAGCAAGGAAUACACGCCUCCUGUGUUCAGCUUCACGGACGAAACAACCCCGAGUACAAGACGUGACGAUACCCAGGACGUUUCAUCUACUCGGCGUGCCUACACAACGUGAGCUUCACCACUUGUAAAACUUUCAUUGACUGCUGUCACUCGCAGUCGCGACGCAGAAUGAAGGCACUAACCGACUGCGCAUGCGCGAACAUUCAACAACAUCCUGUCUCAGAAAGACGCUAGUACACCGGAGCGUCCGCAUCAGCCAUGACUGAAGAACGAAACGGUGGACACGCGCCUCCCGCGUUUACCUUCAUAGACGAAGCAACCCCGGGUACAAGCCGUGAAGGCGGUGAGGGUGCUUCAGGCACUUUGGACGAUUACACUAAAUGCCUUCUGCUCUACCUGGAUGCACAGAGUCAAAUGCCAAUACGCAUGCCUGAUCCUACGAUUUGUGACGGAUAUAUCAAUGACGCGUGGAAGUCGUUGAACAGCCGGAAUGAUGCCAGUGACGUCAAUGAUGCCACUGACAGCGGAAGCACCAACUACACGCCUGUCGUGUCCACCGCCAGUGUCGAUGACGCAAGGCCCAGUACGAGCCACGCUGGCAUGGACAACCUAUCGUGCACUGCGAAAGACACCGCCAGGAAUGCUACUGGAACCAGAGAAAGGGAACAGCAAGAGUCCUGCGCUGCCUCUGGCAAGGAUUCCAGCAGACCGGAUGCAUUACCCGGCCAUGCCAACGGACCCACGGGCGAUAAAGUCCCAAUUUGCACAAAUUGCAAUCAAUGGUCUGAGAAGAAGUCGAAGGGGAAAUGCGAAACAUGUGGCAAACUGAUAAGACAGGCUCGCAAUCUAGCUGCAAAUAACCGCACACAUACAGGCGAGAGACGCUACAACUGCAAAUCAUGCGAUAAAUCGUUCGCGCAUAGGCAGACUCUCUAUAAUCAUAAACAGAUUCACACAGGAGUGAAACCCCACAUCUGCGAAAAAUGCACUAAACCAUUCAAAAGCAAAAGGGAACUUACCGUUCAUCUCAGGUCGCACAGUAGCGACAAGCCUUUCGUUUGUGAAAUCUGUAAUCGCUCCUUUACGCGCAACGGAAGUCUCAAAGGUCACCGUCAAAGAAUUCACGAGGGUAAAAUGCCGUAUCAGUGCAAGCAGUGCGGAUUUCGCUUCGCAAAGAAACAAGGCCUCGACGCACAUUUGUGCCAGAAUAUUGCGUGCUGAUUACGUGGAGAUGCAUUUGAACUGACUGCACACCUCGAGACACAUAUGGGUGGUCAGUCGUAAGGGUGGUUCUAGUGCGCAGGUGAGGAAUAUCGGAGGAAAAUCGGCAGCGGCUUUUGCAUCGCAAAGUAGGACUGAAGCCACGCGAGAAAACAAAGCUGACAUUCUCCCAUAGGAGUGAGAACCUAAACGCGUAGUGGGAAGAUCCCAUAUUCUUUCAAUGUUUAAAAUGGCUGAGUAAUAUGCACGAUGUAAACGAUGCCAUCUGGUAUUUUAGAAAUUACGAGACAAGACUUCGUCGCCAGAAGUAUUUGGGGUGCUUCAAUAUCCAAAGAAUGGUGCGGGUACUGGCCAGCUCUCGUUGUUGGCAUAACUGCACGCGUUUCUUGAGAACGUAGCUGUAGCAAGCUCAUUUUAGGACAAACCCUAAUGGGCUGCAAGUUCGCGUUUAGUGUAACUAGAGGGUAGAAAUGUCCGCUCAAAAUUCUUGACUCAUGUUGUGAGAAAUUAUUUUCGCGAGCGUUCCGACAGUGGUUUAUUAAAUAAGCACUAAUGGACCCCCUACUUCACGAUUUUGGAGUGUGGAUAGAAGGGAACAACUCUCAUUAGGAAGCAUUUAAAAAAAGGCACCGUUUUCAUGUCAACUAAAAAGUGUCAGCCUAUAAUUAAGGUCCUUAGGCCCUUUCGGCUUCCAGACAGCUUCACGACAGUGUGUAGGCAAAUUGUAAGCAUGGGAAAAUGUAUUUCCGUUACCUUUUGUUCAAUGCAUUGACUGUUUUAGUUCCGUCUUUCUCUCUCGUAUUCAUACCGAAUAUCUUUGUUCUAUACCAUAAGCUAAGCCUAUGAUAGGGGUGAGACUCUUAGGUUUAAAUCAUUUGGAGCUUCACCAUAAGUUUUCCCACUACACAAAUUUUUGUUAUUGUUUAAUAUGGUGGAACCUGUCAGUUUUAAAGCGCAAUUCUAUGACCACUCUCAAGUCAUCUCCUUUUACUUGCACUCCACUCUAAUUACAGCUGUGAAAUAUUUUAGCCUGGUGUGACAAACGCAUCCCUGCGAGCAAUGAGAGGACGAUUGAGAUAAAGUUUUUAGUUAUAUUAGUGACCCGUGAACUUCUACAUCUUUUUCCAUUGAACGCUUUUCACGGGAUGGCAAAUCUUAAGUUAAAGCUCAAGGCAUGAGGCACCAGCAUGUAUCAGAACAUUCUGCAACAUUAUCGUCAAUUCUAUCUUUUUCCUAUCGUAUAGUCCACCAUUUCGUAAUCAGAUUGCAGGUGAAACGUGAAUACAGUUUUGCAUCAUGGAAGGCGUGCGAGCACCAACGAUUAGGCUUGAAUCUUCUAGGAAUAUUGUGAGAAUAGCCGACCCCCCUUAAUGGAAAUCAUCCCUUCGACGAUCGACUCAUUUGUCCGACACUAUCUUUCUGCCCGAAUGUAACUUUUGUUGGUUCCGGUUAGCCCAAUAAACUCUUCCCUGACUGGUG
Dermacentor albipictus is the source of this 2830-nucleotide messenger RNA. The record is from RefSeq and is a predicted model, not a curated record. NCBI's taxonomy places the organism in Eukaryota, Metazoa, Arthropoda, Arachnida, Ixodida, Ixodidae.